CUUUUUGUGUGUUUUCUCUUUUGCCUGCGUGUGAGGAAGUGUUCCUUUCCUGCCGGGGGAGGGUCCUGGAUUAACUGGGCUCUGUUUGCCUUCAUACCAAACGCUCCGCCGAUAACUGCUCUGCCGGAGGAUACAAUGUAGCCAGAUGAAUGCAGAGCUAACGGCUGCUGAGGUUUAUGUUGGCAGAUUGCAGAGCGAGAGAAGAAGGAGGAGGAGGAGGAGGAGGAGUUGGAGGAGGUUGUUUUUCUGUUUGUGUGAAGGAGGAGCUGGAAAAGAAGCCUGUCUUCACCAGCGCUGGUGGUUUUAAUGCUGUAGGGAGAGAAGAACAGAAUAACUGAGAAAAGAGAAAGGAAGACAAAAAAACGAGCUUGCGUCAGGAUAAAAUUGCCUGAUAGGGGAGAUGUACCAGGUUUAACGCAGCAUGUCAAUUGGAACGAAGCACCCAGAGGCAGAGACGGGAUUGGUUCCGAGCGUUCAAGACUUUGAUAAGAAGCUAGCUGAAGCCGACGCCUACCUACAGAUUCUGAUCGACCAGUUAAAGGUGUUUGAUGACAAGCUCAAGGACUGCACAGAGGAUGAGUCCCGCAGCAAAAUAGAAAUCUUGAAGGAGACCACUUGUAGCAUGGUAGAAUCCAUCAAGCACUGUAUCGUACUGCUGCAAAUCGCUAAGGACCAAAGUAACGAACAGCAACACGCGAACGGACUUAUAAGCACCAUAAACCCAGUGGAUGGGAUCUACCAACCCUCUUUGGACCCUCCCGUAGUCAACACCACAAUGCCAACACAGACCACACUACCCACAGACGCUUCUCAGGUGUGUAAAUCCGACGUACGCCCCUCGACGUUGUCCGUGGGUCCCAUCGUCACGGUGAUGGGCAGUCUGCAGACCCCAACUCCCAACAGCACAGGGAGCGGUCCGUCGGGCCCCAGCAGCGGCAUCGCCUCCCCCACUCACAUCCCCCUCCCCUCCCACUCGGUGCCAGACUUCUCUUACUCCUCCAGCGAGGACGAGUUCUACGAUGCGGACGAGUUCUACCAGAGCAGCACUUCCCCCAAACACUGCAUAGAUCCCUCAGGGCCUCAAGCUGCCUCGCUGCUCACCAAUGAGGCGAUGGGAUUGAAACGGCCGAACACCACCGAGUCCCUGAACUCGUCCAUGUCCAACGGCACCACGGAUGCAGACCAGUUUGACCACGAAGACCGCGAUGACGACGGAGAGGGCGAGUCUGUGGAGGAGCACAAGAGCGUCAUCAUGCACCUUCUCUCUCAAGUUCGUUUAGGCAUGGACCUCACAAAGGUGGUCCUGCCUACUUUCAUCUUGGAAAGGAGAUCUUUGUUAGAAAUGUACGCAGACUUCUUUGCACAUCCAGACUUAUUUGUAAGUAUUGCUGAGCAGCUGGAGGCCCGGGACCGCAUGGUUCACGUGGUAAAGUGGUACAUGUCAGCUUUCCAUGCAGGGAGGAAAGGCUCUGUGGCCAAGAAACCCUACAACCCAAUCCUGGGGGAGGUCUUCUACUGCCACUGGGAUCUGCCCAGCGAAACCGACGAGCCUUCCCCCAACACGGAGACUGUGUCAGAAGGUCCAGUUCCGUGGUCUUCAUCUAACAGCGUGUGUUUUGUGGCUGAGCAGGUCUCUCACCACCCACCCAUUUCUGCAUUCUACGCAGAAUGUUUAAACCAGAAGAUCCAGUUCAAUGCCCACAUCUGGACCAAGUCUAAGUUCUUAGGCAUGUCCAUAGGUGUCCACAAUAUUGGCCAAGGCUGUGUGUCAUGUUUGGAGCACGAUGAACAUUACGUCCUCACCUUCCCUAACGGAUACGGCAGGUCGAUCCUGACCGUGCCGUGGGUGGAGCUGGGUGGGGAGUGCAACAUCUCCUGCUCCAAGACCGGCUACAGUGCCAACAUCGUGUUCCACACCAAACCCUUCUACGGAGGGAAAAAGCACAGGAUCACCGCUGAGAUUUUUUCACCUAACGAUAAGAAGUCUUUCUGCUCCAUCGAAGGAGAGUGGAACGGAGUCAUGUAUGCCAAAUGGGCAACUGGAGAGAACACUGUGUUCAUAGACACAAGAAGGAUCAGAAUCAUCAAGAAGAAAGUGAGAAAGCUGGAAGACCAGCUGGACUAUGAGUCUCGGAGAUUGUGGCGAGAUGUGACGUUGAACUUGAAGCAGAGAGACAUUGAUGCAGCAACGGACGCCAAGCACCGGCUAGAGGAGAAACAGCGCGCCGAAGCCAGAGAAAGGAAGGAGAACGAGCAGCAGUGGGAGACCAGGCUGUUCCACGAGGACGGGGAGUGCUGGGUGUAUGACGAGCCUCUAUUAAAGAGAUUAGCCUCUCAGAGGCCCUGAGAAGACGGGGCACACGCUGAUACACACGGCAUACAUAUGCAUAAAUAAAUGCACACACAAGAGUCUUCAUAAGAACUCUUUUGGGGGGAAAAAAAAAAAAACUUCUUUUCCAAGCCUUGGAAUGACUGAUGAUUGAAUAUGUACACACGCUUUGCAUUUGACUGUAAAACAACAAUAUGGAAAUGAAUGACAUCCAAUGGAAAAGCAUUUAAGAUCUUACGUGAAACUAGUUAAAAGCUCCUCUCCUCAUUUGGGCAAAUUCACCUCCACCGAUACCCGCCGAGACGAGACUGGGCACCGCGCGGUGAAGACGGGAGCGUCGGCACAUCUCUCCUCCGCGCCGCCGCUUUGUAGGACCGCGCCCUACAUCAGCCCCGGAGAACGAGGCAGAGCAGCGCUCCUUUUCCCUACACAAACGUUUGUUGUUUUUGGAUUGGGGAGAGGAGGGGGCAAGGUGUGUGCGUGCGUGCGUGCGUGUGUUUGUGUGUGUGAUUGAAGGUGUUCAAAUCAAAUAAACCUUGAAAGCAAACAAACAACAAAUUGGCGCUCUACAUCUCAGGGAAUCCGGUGACUGAGGAGAGAAAGCUGCUGCCCCCUCCGAGAGUCUGGCAGCCUUAUAACGGUGGAAGUGAUGAGUCUUAAAGGGGCGGAGGAGAAAUUCUCCGCUUGCCUGCAACUAGUUGUAACUGUUGUUUAUAUAUAGAUAUACAUAUGAUCGAUAUAUAAAUAUAUAUUCCUUUUUUUCAAUUCUGUUUUGUUUAUUUUUCUUUCUGGCAAUAGUGUAAAAAAUGAGUAUAUGAACGACUUUACAUUUUUAAGCAAUCAUUCCAUUUUUUUUUUUUGUGUUUCAUUUCCAUUACGGGGUCGCCGUGGCAACACCUUUUGUCCGUCGCACCGUUCAGAGGCAAAGCCCUACAUAAGCCAUAGCAGCCAAACUCACUGAUAAGGAGGGUUGUGAUAGAUUUCUGAAACAUAUGCAAUAAAGAGAUCAUUGACGUUGCCUGUUCAAAGGACACAUUUCUGUGUCCAAAAUGUAAAAACGAUUUGGAUAAAAGGCUGAAGGGACUUUCUCUCUGGGCAGAGAACAAGCAAUCCUCUGAAAAUGUUACCUGAAGACAUGAACGAACAAAUGAGUACAUAUUUGUGUUUCACGGUGAGGACGUUGGACUGAGUCCAUAAAGCCUCCUUGUUCCCGUUUUCUUCUCCAAACCCUCAGAGGUCAGACUGGAUCACCGUGAUGGUUCACGCGUGGUCAGGAAGCGAGGAGAGUGAAAAACAAAGAACCAGUGUAGACUUUUGGAACACUGCUCUUGUGUCACAGUGCCGCUUUUCGUCCAGACUGCGUCUGCUGUCUUCAAUUGUCAACUUCAUUAUAUAUUAUUUUUUAGAUCACCACAUAGAGGGCAAUAUUUACUGCACAUCUGUCCUUAAACCAUUCAUUCUCUUCUUUACGGCUCUGUUGAUUGGAUAUAGGUGCAAUGAUUUGGGAAUAAACAUCUGAAAUAAAACCUUUUUACCUGAGGAUGCUUAGGAACAUCUCUCAGUGGUGUAGCGAGAUCCCGUCAGAAAUUCCUGUGGUUGAUUUCAAUGAUUAUUGAAGGAUCCAUGUCUUAUAUUCAAUGAAUCUGUUGAAGGGGAUUCAUAAAGACAAAACAUAUUCCUGGUGCUGUGUGUUUGUGUGAGAAAAAUCAAUUGAAACAAUGUAUUCCUGUAAACUCGUCAAGCAUACAAAAAUGCUUCGAAAUGAGCCAAAUUAAAUUCAGUGUCCAAGCUCAAUUAGUUUUAAUUACCUUUUUUCCCUCCAUGCUAUGUCUUUGUAAAUUAUAUUGAAUCGAGGCCUUGCCAUACAUUUCAGUAUCACUCAGUAUUGCCUAAUAGAGAGCAAUCAAAAUGUAUUUUUAUUUUCAUUUUGAUCAUAACCAUUGAUUGUAUUUAUUGAUGCAUAAUAUUAAAUCUCCAUAAGUUUA
Messenger RNA from Pungitius pungitius (ninespine stickleback), 4314 nucleotides. It is a transcript of the gene osbpl9, whose product is annotated as oxysterol binding protein-like 9. The record is from RefSeq and is a predicted model, not a curated record. The transcript has 21 exons. Gene Ontology annotation, molecular function: sterol binding. Bases 422 to 2347 code for a protein of 641 amino acids. Gene Ontology annotation, cellular component: membrane; intracellular membrane-bounded organelle; cytosol. NCBI's taxonomy places the organism in Eukaryota, Metazoa, Chordata, Actinopteri, Perciformes, Gasterosteidae.